UCUCUCUCUCUCUCAGAAGUCUUUUUAGAGAAAGACCAGCUAAGCUUUUCUCCGUCGCCUCCAUUUUUCUAGGGUUUCUCCGGAACGCUGCAAAUCCCAAAAUAGGGCUUGUUUGGAGGAAAUUUCAGAUUUCCACUCAGAUUCACCAUGGAAUCCGAUCCCUGGACUGCUCUUUUCUCAUCCAAACGCCACCAAUCGACUCUCCAAUCGCGAUCUGAUCUAUACUUCGGGUUUGAAGAAAUCGAUGGAGACGAUGAUUCCAGGGCCGAAUUCCCCUGCCCGUUCUGUUCGGAGGAUUUUGAUAUCGUUGGGCUGUGCUGCCACAUCGAUGAUGAGCAUCCGGUGGAGGCGAAGAACGGGGUAUGCCCUGUAUGUGCGGCAAAGGUGGGGAUGGACAUGGUUGGACACAUAACCAUGCAGCAUGGACAGUUCUUCAAGAUGCAGCGUAGGAGGAGAUACCGGAAAGGUUCAACAGGGUCCCAUUCUACCCUUUCUUUACUGAGAAAGGAGCUGCGGGAAGGGCACCUCCAAUCUCUUCUCGGGGGGUCUUCAUGUGUAGUUUCUUCCUCCAAUGCAGCACCUGAUCCACUGUUGUCAUCAUUUAUUUACCCUGUGGCUGAUGCUUCAAAAAAUGUACAGCCUCAUUCUUCGGAUGAAGGGAGCUCAGUAAAGAAUGAUAAAGUGGUAGAAAGCGUCGAGCCAUCCCUGUCGGAUAAGGACCUGAAAGAGAAGGCUCAAAAGUGCGAGUUUAUUCAAGAGCUUUUGCUGUCUACAUUUCUGGACGAUGCCUUAUGAAGGAAGCUCAAGGGGUCAGCUACAAUGACCGUGGAAGCUUGUAAGCCAGUGGGCCCCAGCUUGCGUUAGUCCGGAGAGUCUGCUUUUCUCUUCCAACAAGGUUCAUAAACAGGCUCAUGUAAUGGCUAGCUAUGCUGAUAGUGUUAGUAUCGAGAGAGAUAAGAGCUAUAAAUGUAUCCUGUAUUUAUAUGGAAUUAGUUAGGCUGGAACUGAAACUCCAAUAUUCCUUUCUUUAA
This is a messenger RNA of Magnolia sinica, 1031 nucleotides long. Its product is annotated as protein DEHYDRATION-INDUCED 19 homolog 3-like. NCBI's taxonomy places the organism in Eukaryota, Viridiplantae, Streptophyta, Magnoliopsida, Magnoliales, Magnoliaceae. The transcript has 5 exons. Bases 148 to 795 code for a protein of 215 amino acids. The record is from RefSeq and is a predicted model, not a curated record.